Messenger RNA from Rubroshorea leprosula, 1335 nucleotides. NCBI's taxonomy places the organism in Eukaryota, Viridiplantae, Streptophyta, Magnoliopsida, Malvales, Dipterocarpaceae. The record is from the annotation of a GenBank genome assembly.
GAAGGUACAUCAGACAGGAAUCUUUUUCAGGGGAAGAAUAUCACAUAAUUUGUUUACAAUUGGUGACGCCUCUGUUGUUAUUCUUUCUGGGAAGACUUCUUUUAUUGUGUCCUCUUUUCUUACACAUUUAUUCAUUGAUUGGCAGUUUACAAUGGAAAUGGCUGCUACUGAGACAUCACAUGUUCCAAAAAGUUACUCUCUGAAUAUGUUUAAAGACUUUGUUCCUAUGUGUGUGUUCUCUGAAACAAAUCAAGUUGAAGACUUACAACAGGCAUGCCAAAGCAGUUAGUUUGUAUGAUUACCAUGGGCAGAAUGUGUGGUAAACUUAGCACUUUAGACAUCUUCAAAGUUAAUUUCCUUGCCUGGAACUGUCAUACUUUACUACUUAUAGAUGCAUUUUUUCUCCAACUUCAUAUUCUUUUUGUAAGCAAAACUUUUGUGGCUUGUGAAGACGUUUUCAAGAAUUUAAACUAUUGUGAAGAGCAAUAUUUUCCUGUUGACAUGUUUAGUCAAACUAAGUUAGAAGGGCUUUUCUGAAGUGCUUCACCUCUUCUUUUCUUAUUAUAUAGGUAGGGUUGGUACGGAAGGGAAGGUUGAGCAUAAAUUUGACAUGAAACCCCAUGAGGAAAACAUUGAGGAGUAUGGGAGGUUGUGCCGUGAAAGAACAAAUAAGUCCAUGAUCAAGAAUAGGCAAAUACAGGUGAUAGAUAAUGACCGUGGAGUGCACAUGAGGCCCAUGCCUGGAAUGGUUGGCUUGAUUUCAUCCAACACCAAGGACAAGAAGAAAACAGCACCAGUUAAACAGUCAGACAUGAAGAGAACCAGAAGGGAUCGUGGGGAAUUGGAGGAUAUAAUGUUCAAGCUGUUUGAAAGUCAACCAAAUUGGGCUUUGAAGCAACUUGUGAAGGAAACUGAUCAACCUGCGCAAUUCUUGAAAGAGAUACUGAAUGAGCUAUGCGUGUACAAUAAGAGAGGUACUAACCAGGGAACUUACGAGCUGAAGCCAGAAUAUAAGAAAUCUGUUGAGGAUACAGGUGCUGACCAAUAGUAAUCCAGAUCCCUCAGUACAUGUACAAUAAUUUUUUUUAAUCAGAUGAAAGUAAGCAGGGUUAAGAACCCUUAUGAAAUAGCAAGAAACAUCAGCAGAACAAGCAGUGAGCCAUGCUACGGGAAAUUAGAUUGAUAAGGUGUUUGAGGAAGCAUUCUAUGCGGCUGGUUCUUUGAAUUCAUGCUGUGUAUUUAUAAGCAGAAUUUUUCGAAACCUGAGUAUAAAGCUAGAGAAACGAAAUUGACGUUUACUUUGAAAAUGUUUAUCAACAAAAGAUUUGUGUCAAG